Messenger RNA from Triplophysa rosa, 8304 nucleotides. It is a transcript of the gene mpripa, whose product is annotated as early endosome antigen 1. NCBI's taxonomy places the organism in Eukaryota, Metazoa, Chordata, Actinopteri, Cypriniformes, Nemacheilidae. Gene Ontology annotation, biological process: actin filament organization. Gene Ontology annotation, cellular component: actin cytoskeleton. The transcript has 24 exons. Gene Ontology annotation, molecular function: actin filament binding. The coding region runs from base 382 to 7218 and encodes 2278 amino acids. The record is from RefSeq and is a predicted model, not a curated record.
CAGUGUGUGAGCACUUUUUGGCUAAAUGAUUAUUAUUUUAUUUUACUUUUUUUAAUUUGUUAUUUGAUUUGUAAAUGUCAAAACUGCUUUAAAGCUCGAGACGCGCACCUGCUGAGUGAUGAAGACUUCACACAGGCUAAACCCAUCUAUGGAGGAUGGCUGCUCUUGGCACCCGAGGGAACAAACUUUGACAAUCCUCUCCACCGAUCACGGGCCAGCACUCUUCCACAGGGCACUAUAAACCUGAAUCAGUGUGUGGAUGUUGUGGAUGGUGAAAGUCGCUCGGGACAGAAGUAUUCACUGUGUAUCUGCACACCAGAGAAAGAUCAUUACAUACGUGCUGAGAACAAAGAGGUCAUACAUGGGUGGCAGGAAGCGCUUAUGGUGUUUCCUCGAACCAACAAACAAAACCAGAAGAAGAAACGUAAAGUAGAAACGCCCUCUCCACAGGAACCAGGUCCUGCGAAGGUUACAGUCACCAGCACCAGCAGCAGUAUGGUGUGUCUGCCCAGCACUAUAGCAAAUGCUGAGCGUGUGCCGUCCACCCGCGCCUCUCUGUGGCAGGAAGAAACAUGGAGUCGAGCCACGAUACCGACAAGCUGCAGUACCGGCAGUCUGAGCCAACUUUCAGAGGACUCUGUGAACUUGGGUGUUGGUCGUAAGCCACGGGUGGAGAGCGGAUAUUUUUCUCUAGAGAAAAACAAACCAGAAGAUGAGGAAGAACAACAUCAACGACAGCAAGAACUGUCCUCUUUCCCCACCUCUCGCUCCAGGUAUCUCUCAUUUUAUCCAGAAGUCUUCAGUUCUCCAGACAACUCUUCACAGGCCACACACACGUCACAUGACACCCACACGUCACGUGACACGCACGCUCUCAGUGAUGCGUGUGUUCCUCCGAACGCUAACAAACACAGCAUGCAAAGACCGAACAGAUCAGACAAGCAUCAUUCAUCUGACGCACACACUUCUGUGGACAGCCCAUCACUGGAUUUCCAACCCUCGUCAAACACGAAACACUGUACCUCGAGACCUGACACAAACACACACACGUGCCACACAAACAUCCUCCCAUCAUCACUGUCCUCAUCCCAGAGUUCUUUAGACUCUGAGCAGAACACGCAACACAGCGCUCCGGCCGGAGCACUGGGCAGGGCGGGCCGAGGCGGGCAGGGUUACGCCGCCCUGGCGGACGUGCCCCGUGCGAAACGACUCAAUCAUCGGGAAGCGUUCCGAUCCAGUCAGAGACGCCAGGAGGUGCGAGCGCGCACGAGGAGCCCGGGCAGAGAGGAAGUCGAGCGACUGUUUGGACUGGAACGAAGACGUUCUCAAGUCAUCGAGAGGUUUGAGUGUCACGACACUGUUGACACUCCAGAGGAAAUGGACACGGCCAAUUCUACGACAGACCCCCCCCCUUCCUACUCCUCAACAGCCAAUCAGAGAGCAGGGCGCAAUGAGCGCCGCCUCUCUAACCAGAAACAGGAGUUUUCAUUGGAUUCUGGUAAAGGGCGAACGGACACCAUUUCAUCGCAUGCUGGAUACCGAAGGGCUAAAAGUCUGGACCGCAGAGCCACCGAGACGCUCAUGACUCCUGACCUGCUGAACUUUAAGAAAGGAUGGAUGACCAAACUGUACGAAGAUGGAUUGUGGAAGAAACACUGGUUUGUCCUGACGGAUCAGAGCUUGAGGUUCUACAGAGACUCGAUCGCCGAGGAGGCUGCUGAUGUGGAUGGAGAAAUUGAUCUGUCCAUGUGUUACGACGUGACGGAAUUUCCAGUCCAAAGGAACUAUGGCUUUCAGAUCCUUAGUAAGGAGGGAGCGUUCACACUGUCUGCAAUGACCUCUGGGAUACGUCGUAACUGGAUUCAGGCCAUUUUGAAGAACAUGCGGCCCACCAUCGCUCCUGAUGUCACGCGGAAAAACGUGUCUCUGAAACUUUCAGUUCUUAUGCCCAGUUCUCUUCCAGAGGAGCGCAGCAGAUCAAAUGUGGAAGAAAACUUUAUCCACCCCCCUCCUAACUCUUCACAACCCAAUAGCUCUGCAGUCGAAACCAAAAAGUCACGUAAUGACAUCACAGACUCUGCUCCUCCCACCGAUCAGCGCAAGAAACCCAAGAGAGAAGGACGAUCUAAAACCAUCGACUGGGCGGAGUUUCGGCCGGGACAGGACAAUGAGAGCGAUCAACCCUUAAGAAAGAGAGCAGAUACUUUAGUAAUCAACUCCACAUCUUCUCCAUCCUCAGUCUCCUCCUCUCCCAUCUCCAUCACCUCCACUAAUCAUACCAACAAGCCGUCACAGCGAGACAACGAAGAAGUAGUCAGGGAGUAUGUGUGUCAAGAGUGCCCACAUCAGACCGGUACAGUCAAUGCAAGCACAGCGUCAGAGCCCCCUUCAAAAAUCCCCCACAAGGUUUCUCAGGAACAGGCGAGGAUGGAGAUGGACCAACCCAGAGACACGCAGGAGGUCGAUAGUCAUCGGACGGACUGCAGGAACACAGUCGUUCAGGUGGAGAUUGAACAGAGGUGGCAUCAGGUGGAAACCACUCCCCUUAGAGAGGAAAAGCAGGUGCCAAUCACUGGAAACUCCACCAGUAACACCUCAAACGCUCCUGUUGGAGAGAGACACCAGCCACAAGAGAUGACCAACGUACUGGAAAAAGAGUUGGGUCAGGCGCAAAGAGAGCUGGCCAUACUUCAGCAACAAAACAGCAUCUUACAGGAACAACUUCAAGAUUCCCGCAAGAGAGAGCAGAACGGCCGGGAGGGAUAUAUACUACAGAGCGACACAACCACUGCAAAGCCUCCGUCUGAUGCAGCCUUGCAAUCUGUUCACCGAGCACCGUGGCAACGCCUCAACAGGCUAAACAAAGACUUAAAGACCGAGCUAGAUUCCCAGCGCUGCAGACACGACAAGGCCAACCAACAAGUUCACAGCUUGAGGCGUAGCUACAGCGAAGCGCAAGAUAUCAUCGGCCACCACGAGGUGGAAAUAGAGGCCUUACAGGAGAAGCUCACGAUGGCCAUGGAGGAGAUAGUAGCCAGCGAGCAGGCUGUUGCACGUAUGCGCAGCGAGCUGAAAAUAGAGCGACUCCGCUGUCAUGAGAGAGAGGAGGAAUGGAUCAGAAAUGAGGCGGCCCUGUGCAUGCAGCUGAGAGAGAGCGAGGAGCGUCUGCGGCAGGUGGAAGCCAGUCUGCUGGAGAAGAACCAGGAGCUCAGACAGAUGGAACAGCAGCAAGCUUUGCAGAGAGAUCAGCAUCGUGAGGUGGAGAGACUUCAGGAGAGACUCACGGAGGCCACCGGACAUCUGAUUUCCAUGGAGGAGGAGCAGACUCUCCGUGAAGAGCGGGAGAGGAAAGAGCAGAGAUGCCAGGAGGAGAAACAUGAGCGGGAGCGGCAGGGGUUAACUCGGAGGUUGGCGGAAUCUGAAGAGAGGAGGCAUGAGAUGGAGGAGCAGCUGCAGGAGAUGCAGGAACAGGUGGAGGCACUGCUGAGAGCGGGCGGUGGAAUGGAAAGCAGCAUAGUACUUCGAGACGAAGUGCAGCGUCUUCAGCAGGAGCUGGAGGCGCAGAGCGAUAUUGUGGAAAUACUGCGGGAGAGCGUGAGGAGGUUGGAGGAGGAACGUGACCAACUGACAUGUCGCUGUCAGGAGCUCCUCAAUCAGAUCUCUGAGGCAGACAAGGAGGUGGGAAAACAACAGGCACGUUUAACAACCGUGGAUAUGGACUAUCGCUCCCUGGAGAGCUCGUACGAGCGUGUGUCUGAGGAGUUUUCUAGAAUAAGUCAAGUGCUGAGGGAGAAGGAGGAAGAGGUAAAGUGGACGAAAGAGAUGUACGAACAGCUGAUCAGACAGAAAGAGGAAUACUUGAGCGAGGCUCUCGUGAAGAUGGCUGCCCUCGGCAGCAGCCUAGAAGAAACAGAACUUUGUCUGCAGCAAAAAGCAGAACUUCUUUCUAAGAUGGAGCGUGAUUAUCCAGAAUUGGUGGAGUCUCGCAGAGCAGAACGAGAGCUGCAGGCCAAACUCGUGUGUGCAGAAGAUCGCAUUGCUGAACUGGAAGAACACCUCAACGCACUUCGACUCGGAUACGCUGAUCUCAGUAUGCGCCGCUGUCGAUCGCAGGAAGACAUGUUGGAUGGGUUGAAAGAGGUGCAGCAUGAUGUCUCAUCCUCAAGUCCUUCCGAACUUCAGCUCACAAGAAGCAGGUCAGAGACGGAGAUGUCUAUAGUGAAGAGGCAGAGGAUUCGCUUCUCCACCAUCCAGUGCCAAUCAUACCACCGGGCUCAGACAGAAAACACAUCAAGUCUGGAUCACAUUCUUGACAGUGUCGUCAGUGAUCGAUCAUUCCAGCGAGAUUCAGAGAAGUUCGUCUCCAUCAUACAUAACCUAGAAACUAAGCUGUUAGCCACGGAAGAGAAGCUGAGACACCUCACCGAGAAGAUCCGUGAUCAUCCCGAUCCUUCAGACGUGAGCACCGGAGCUAUGGAGGACUGUACGACUAAAACUUGUGAUGAGCUACCGAUGGAUGAACCCAGCGAGAAGAUCCUCAAGACUGAACUCUUAAGUGAUGAAUAUGAGAAAGCCUUGGUAUUGGUGGAGUCCUGCACAGAAAGAGUCAGAGAAAUUCUGAGCGGUAACAGCGAGACCAGCACAUCUGAAUCUCUCAUGUGUACUCUUGCAGAAGUAGAGAAAUGUUUGGUUUGUGCCGCCGUGCACUUGAGGCAGGGCGGCAUGAAGUAUGAGCCACAUCAGACCUCUGAGGGAACAGAUAUGUUGCCUGAAUCUUUAAAGCAAAGUGUGAAACGGUUUGCUGAAACAUUAACCUUUGAAGCUGAAGUUCUUGAGAGGAUGUGCUUCUCUCUGCACGAUCUUAACUCUGAUACGAUGUCAGCCCUGAACUCCAUUCACAAAGAUGUUGAAAACAUCAAGAAGAGCAGUGAAGGCUGUCUUUAUGUAGUUUAUGCUGAUAUACUCACACGAAAACUUCUCCUGGACACAACAUUCCUCGCCGAGGUGGAAAAUCUGGAGACGGAUGCAGGUAGCUCUUUCUCACAGGAUGUCAUCAAGAAUGCCUGCAUUAGUGCUGAGCUUGCUUAUUCACUUCAGAAUUUAACCGGGAGUUUCCAGGGGAAGGUCGAUGAGCUUCAGAGAGACUUGGCCAAAGUGAACAUGACUGUAAAGCAAAGGGGUGAAGGUCGGCUCGCUGAUGUCACACCUCCUGAACUUGCCCCCCAUAUGGAGCAGAUUGAGAGAGAGGAAGCUCGGAGCCUAGCGACGGAGAUCGUACAAAGACACUUCUCAGACGGUCUUCCGUUCCACAGCACUGACUCGGACUCGCAUCUACAAACCGUCUGGGAAAAUCUUACCGCCGAACUCAAGAAGCAAGUGGAAGCCCUGCGUAGUCUCUCCGGUGAGAUUGACCGGAUCUGUGAGGAAGGAGAAACCAGUUUACUUUCAGCACUUGCAAAUGCUUUUAAAAUGAGUUCAUGGCGUGGUGACUCUGUGUGCAUACAGGAAGCGCUGAUGCAAGCUCAGGUUGCUUAUGUGGCCUGCAGGUUGCGAGCCGGUCAUAAGAGAGAACUUUCACUAUGCCAAGAGACCGGUCGCAGUAUGGCGGCGCUGGUCCAGGAACACGCUGAGAGCGUCGCAGCCAUCCAGCGGCACUACCAGAGCUGUUUAGAGAAGGAACAUAUGGGCUUCACGGGCACCAUCAGCUCCUUACAGGAGGAAAAUGACAUGUUACGAGGAGAGCUGUCUUAUAAACUCAGAGAGCUACAAGAGCAACGGCAGAACCUGAGUCAGUUAGAAGAGGCAUUUCACAGAGAGAAAGAGGAGCUAAAGAGCCGGCACUCAGAAGAGAUGGGACGGGCACAAGAGGAGCAGAUCAAUAGAGAGCUGGAGCUGAUGGAACGGGCCGCCAACAGCCAACAACACCUUGAGAUGCUUCUGCUGGAAAUGGAAGACGCUGAGAUGAGACACAAAGUGCAGAUUGCUAAACUUGAGCAGGAAUUUCAGGUGAAGGUCCGAGAGCUAGAAGAAGCCAACAGAGAGGAGCUUCACAAACUCAAGGAGUGCUACGACCAGACCAUCUGCUCGCUGGAGGAGAGGAACAAGAGAGAGGAGGAGAGAGACGAGGCUACGGUGUUUCCGAUGGAUGAAGGAGGUGGAUCUGAAUCUCUGCUGAGGGUUCAAGAGCUGGAGAUGCAGUUGACCGUCAUGAGAGAGGAGUUGGAACAGAAACCGCUGGACGGAGAUCUGAACAGUCUGAAGGAGAAGUACCAGAGAGAUCUGGACAGUCUCAAGGCGACAUGUGAGCGUGGAUUCACAGCGAUGGAGGAAACUCAUCAGAAGGUGAUUGAGGACAUCCAGAGACAACACCAGCGAGAGAUCCAGAAACUCCUGGAGGAGAAGGAAAGACUGCUGGAGGAAGAAACUAACGCCACUAUUGCUGCGAUCGAGGCCAUGAAAAACGCUCAUCGAGAGGAACUGGAGAAAUCCCAUCGGGCACAGAUGAGCGGAGUGAGCGCAGACAUCCAGGAGCUGCGCAGACAGUACGAAGAGGAGCUGCAUUCCAUCCACCGUGAGCUGGAGGUUCUGUCUGAGCAAUACUCACAGAAGUGUUUAGAGAACGCACACCUGGCACAAGCACUGGAGGCCGAGAGACAAGCGCUGGGACAGUGCCAGAGAGAGAACCACAAACUACACACACACAACCAGGAAUUAAAUCAUCGUCUAAAUGAGGAAAUCACUCGCAUGCACUCCUGCAUGACUGAAGACAAAUCCUCCUCCUCUCUUACUUACGGCCGAGACGUCUAUGAACUGGAGGUUUUACUGCGUGUGAAGGAGUCUGAGAUACAGUACCUCAAACAAGAGAUCAACUCUCUUAAAGAUGAGCUGCAGUCUGCACUACGAGAUAAGAAAUAUGCCUCAGAUAAGUACAAAGACAUUUACACAGAGCUGAGUAUUGUGAAAGCUAAAGCCGACUGUGACAUCAACAAACUGAGAGAGAAACUUCUGGCUGCUACAGAGGCGCUCGGGGAGUUAGACACACAGGGAGCUGCUGUCACUGCUGGAUACGAUAUUAUGAAGUCCAAGAGUAACCCUGAUUUCCUGAAGAAAGGAAUGUCUAGACCGUUACAUGGAGUCAGGUCAAAGAGUUUGAAAGAGGGACUAACGGUACAGGAGCGAAUGAAACUCUUUGAAGCUAAAGACUCCAGGAAGAUUUAACACUCUUUCUUCUUUUCUCACUAUGUGUUAUUCCGUAUUCUAGCUCUUUUUAUGUUUUGGGUUUAGUUUGGUAGAUACAGUAACAGCAAGGUCAAACUUUUGUUUGUGUUUUAAUGUUGAUUAUGUGAAUUAAGGGAAUGCCAUGUUUUAAUAUUACACGGGAUAUUUUUGCCAACCUUUAACUCUAAUGAACCUCAUAUUCUAGAUGUUUUCUUUUGGUGUCUGAAUGACGAUCAGAAUAUAUUCAACACUCAGUAUUGACACUAGCUGUAUGUGUACAGUAUAUUUCAUCUAAGAACCGGCUGCUUAAGUAUUCUGGUGUGGUUUUUAUGAGCAUUCUGAAAGAAUAAUUAUUGAAUUAUUAAUUGUGAGAGAUGUUAUUUUGCCAAUGAUAUUGUAAAUAUGAGUAAAGUUGUGUGUGGGUGAAGGUGAUAAUGUUUCUGACUUUAUAGUACUGUAGCUUCAUUGAGGUGAAAUGAUUUGGUUUAUAUAAGCUGGCUGAUCUGAAAACAGUGAGUGUGAGUUUUGUAGAGUGUUUUUUUUGGUGAUUUGUAGAAUGUGCCAGAAUCAUUUAUUUGGGGAGAAUCAAAUGCUGUUUUUAUUUGCUUUCGUGUUGCUUCUGGUUAGAAAACCAAACUUGAUAUCAUAAAAUCGUUUGUUUGGCUACUGAUAGUGAGGUUCUUUUUUUCCUGUUAUUAGAUUUUAACAUUGGGAGUGCUUUGGUUUUUCCAGCUUUUGUGUUUGGGUUUGUAAAUUGCUCUUUAAUGGCCUUUGCAUGAAUAUGAAGCACUUUGGAAGUCGCAGUAGUUCAUUUCUGUGCUUUGAUUUUGAAACAUGUGAUUUUAAUUUCAUCGUUCUGAAACACACAACAAAGAAAGCUCACUGUAUAAUAUUCAAUACUUGCUUUGUAAAUAUUUGGUUUUAGAGAAAAUGUCUUUAUUCUGUUCUCGGUCAACAUAGAGAAAAAUAAAUAUCUUUAUAUCUAUCUAUAAACGGUAUCUCAACAUCUAAUUGCCUAUCUGUAAUAUUUUUAUUUUCCUGUGUGUGAAUGUGAAAAACUGUAAUAAAAGAUGUUUUUGAUUGUGA